CUCUGCUCUCCUCUCCUCUCACUGUAAAUCGCGUCUUCUCUUUUGCAAGACGCGUAUCCUGCUCUUCCUUCGUUUCCACUUCCACUCUCCAUUCUCCAGGCUUCAUUCGUCUUUCACCCACUGCUCGUGUUUCCCUUCAAGCAGGGAACAGUCAUAUUCGUGUACCCCAUCAACUACAACCACAGUCAAUAUACGGUCAAAUCUCUGCGGAUCCAACAGCGACUGACUUGGAUCGCAUUCACCACCCUCUUCUCCCCCCCGACGACGGCCACUCCCUCACACGACCGGGAUCAGUUGAUAUUCAGUUUGAUAUCUGGUAGCUCCAAGAACUUCUCGACCUGAUUGGUGCUUCGUCGGCUUAUCUCUACGUUCUGUACCUACCAAAACACAUCGGUCACCCCGUAUCACGCAAACACACCAUGUCCGACGAGGAUAUCUACGAUGCCUCCCCUCCACGAGCCAGAAAUCUGGAGGUGAGGAACAAGGGCAAACGGACCUCAGACAGCCAUGAAGGCCCCUCGGCAACAAGACGGCGUAUCAGGGACCCAUCGCCGCCCAACCCUGAUGCAAACGGCGACCUCGACGAGUACGAUCCUGCCCAGUCAAUGCAGGAGCGGCGGCAGAUCCAGAGGAAGCUACGAGAUAUGCAGAGGGAAAUGAGAGAGAACCCCGACCAGUUCAUGCAGGACAAGUCCUCGGAGGCCUUUAUCAACUAUCUGGACCAGUCAGACAAUCUCAUGCGCAGUGUUAAGCAGACCAACGAGGCCACCAUUGAGUCUCGCGGUCUAGUCUUUAUCGCCGACUUGUCUGCUCGUAAGGUCCAACGGGUAACAUCGGGCAACAUUGGCACCGGCAUUGAUGUCGAUGAAUUUGUCUCCAAAUGCAUCACCUACAUGCGUCAUGGCCGCGGCUUUGAGGACGACGACGCCCCCGAACUUACGAGCACACAACGCCACAGGAGACGGCCUGGCCGUGCCGCUGCUGACACCGAAGAUGAGGAUGACAUGGGAGAUGAAGGCGAUAUGUUAAACUGGCCACACCUGGGCCGUUAUGCUGCCGUUCCCAGCGUACGCAGGCCAGCUCUGCCUGGCUUCCUCUCGGGCCCUCUGUCCAUCGAAAAGAAAGUCCGAAGAAUGACGCAGCGCAACGCUCCCUUCAAGAUCAACAGCCUUAUCGAGGUGAGACCGCAGGAGUUGAGGGCCGAGGAUUUGAAAAAGUCCGAUAAGAACGAUCUUCCGUCUAUCUGCAGGAAUAUUCUUGCGCAACUGAAACAAAAGCAGAUUGAUGCGCAAGAUGCCGUGGAAGCCCUCCUCAAUGAUGGUGAUAUUAACCAUCCCGAGCAAGAGUUCCUCAUCAUGGAAAAGUACGCGCUGCAUCAACCAGGAGGCAUUGACCUUCUACGCUUCGUGGUGAAUCCCCACUCCUUCGGCCAGACUGUCGAAAACAUGUUCUACGUGAGCUUCUUGCUACGAGAAGGGGGCAUCAAGCUGGAAUUUGAUUCAUAUGGUCGUCCAUCUCUCUCCGCCCAGUUCCACGCAGACGAGCAAGAAAAGGCCCAAGGAAGACAUGGCACGACUAGACAUCAGGCUAUCAUGUCGAUCGAUAUGGAUAUCUGGAAAGACAUCAAGGACGCUUACAACAUCAAAGAACCCAUGAUUGAGCAUCGAGAGGAGGAAAGCCAGCAAGGUCCAGGGGCACAAGGAUGGUAUAGCUAAAAGAGACUAUUGGCUACGUUGGACUCGUGGAGGUGGGAAAGAAGUGUCCCAAAACCUUCUGCUGUAUGUUGCUCGCCCAAGCCAUUGUCCCUAAGCCGUGUCUUUGUCUACCUGUACCCAAUAAUAGUGAUGGGUCGAGAUGUCUAGGAGGACUGUAAGUAAGCGAUGGAGUGUACCGCACCAUGCGGAUAUCAGCCAUGUGUGGCAACCUUAUCAAAGUAGGGCAGAACCAGAAGCAGCGGCGAGUUGCACAAUAUGUCUGGUGUUUAGGCGAAGAAGCUUCAGGUCCACGGACAAAGGCCUGGGAUCAAAACAGUAACGGCACACUUCGAGAAUCUAGCAUCAUGUGAAGGCCUCGAGGCUUGAAUGGAUUCAUCUAGGCUUUGACAACAAAAAUCAUUGAGCCCCA
This is a messenger RNA of Neurospora tetraspora, 2124 nucleotides long. RefSeq names its product Nse4 C-terminal-domain-containing protein. Lineage: Eukaryota; Fungi; Ascomycota; Sordariomycetes; Sordariales; Sordariaceae. Gene Ontology annotation, cellular component: Smc5-Smc6 complex; nucleus. Bases 420 to 1715 code for a protein of 431 amino acids. The transcript is spliced from 2 exons. Gene Ontology annotation, biological process: DNA repair. The record is from RefSeq and is a predicted model, not a curated record.